Messenger RNA from Medioppia subpectinata, 1137 nucleotides. NCBI's taxonomy places the organism in Eukaryota, Metazoa, Arthropoda, Arachnida, Sarcoptiformes, Oppiidae. The record is from the annotation of a GenBank genome assembly.
AUGUACGAAGACAAUCAACACUUCCGGACAUUAUCUCAACAAUUGGAUCAAUUGAAUGACAAGAAUAUCACUUCAGAUGUCAAUCACGUGAAGUGUGAAUCCGAUUUUCCACUCAAGAGUGGAUCAAAUGGCAGACAAUUGAGAAGAAAAUGUAAAACACGAAAAGUAAUUCAAGAAUUGAAUGAAUUAAACGAAGACUCGGAUGAGAGUUAUGCCGAAGACAUGAGUGAAGAAUCAGAUGAUAGUUAUGUCAAAACGAAGAGAAGGAAAAGCAAUGAAAGACAAGAAGUGGUGACAAAACCGGAUUCAGAGGAAGCGAUGACUCGAUUAUUACGACAAAACCCGUCGAAAAUGAAGAAAUGUUUUGAUGUGAAGACAAAGAGAUGGAUUUGUCCUAUCAAUGAGUGCCACAAGAGUUACCCUAAAAGAAAGACACUUUCGUGGCAUUUGAAAGCAUACCAUUCCGACCGACGAUUUAUCUGCGAAUCCAUUGGUUGUGGCAAAGAGUUUAAGUCUAAGUUUCUCCUCAAAAGUCAUUCAGUGGUUCACACGAGUGAUAAGCCGUUUAAAUGCGAUUACAAUGACUGCCAGUUCUUCGCCAAAAAUAGAAAUCGGUUGUUAUCUCAUAUGAAGACACACACGACAGACAACACAUCAUUUGAAUGCUCAGUCAAUGACUGUCUGAAGACAUUCAAGAGUCGCUGUGGUCUUAGACAUCACUGGCAGACAGUUCACAGCCCAACGCCCGCGCAGUUUAAGUGCACUAUCGAUGGCUGUAGUGAAGUGUUUGCGAGUUAUAGGCGUCGGCGGACACACGAGACCAAAGUUCACGGCCAAAAACCGUUGCCUAAACAGAAUCAUCCGAUACAACGCUGUGAUUGGCCGGGAUGUGAGUGGGCGGGCACUCAACUGACCCGACAUAAGUGGUUACAUACGGGUGAGAAGCGGUUCCCGUGUUUAUGGCCAGAGUGUGGCAAACGGUUCACACGUAAGUCCUUUCUGGUAGAGCACGAGUACAUCCAUAACAAUCUUAAGCCGUAUGUCUGUCAUUGGCCCGGAUGUGGCUAUAGUUACGCCAGUAAUGCCAAUCUUCACAGUCAUAUCAAACGCUUUCAUACGAAGACAUUAAAUGCUUAA